This is a messenger RNA of Thunnus maccoyii (southern bluefin tuna), 3085 nucleotides long. RefSeq names its product high-affinity choline transporter 1-like. Gene Ontology annotation, biological process: choline transport; transmembrane transport; acetylcholine biosynthetic process. Gene Ontology annotation, cellular component: plasma membrane. Gene Ontology annotation, molecular function: choline:sodium symporter activity. The record is from RefSeq and is a predicted model, not a curated record. The transcript has 8 exons. NCBI's taxonomy places the organism in Eukaryota, Metazoa, Chordata, Actinopteri, Scombriformes, Scombridae. Bases 394 to 2064 code for a protein of 556 amino acids.
AUCUUUUUUCUAAAUCAAAAUACCACCAACUGAUUGCCAAUAAUUAUUAUUAUUAAUGCAUAUACAAUACAUAGACGGUAGCAGAAACACGGAGGCCCACGGUUGUUAUUUGCCCCGGAAGCCCAUAGAGGGUUAUUCCGAGCUUGGAACGAAAUGGGAAAUGUUUUAUAUAUAUAAACGAAAAUAAAAACAACAAACAAUUUUAUUUAAUCUAAUAUUCUGGUGUAUGGGUGGUUCAAUGCUGCGGAUUAUGUGCAGUUCCAGGCGCCUCCACUGAGCUUCAGCGCAUUUCUUCCAUGACUGUGUUGAUGCAGCAGCAGGGAGGGAUGUGUUGUGUCAUCCAGGCAGCCCGGCAGACGCUCGGUCCUUCAGUCGGACUCCUUCAGCUCCAUCAUGGCUCUCAACGUCCCCGGAGUGACCGUGAUGAUGUUCUUUUACCUGCUGGUCCUCGGGAUCGGUAUUUGGGCCUCUUUCAAAUCGAAAAGGGAAGCCAAGAUGGGCCAAGGGGAUAAGACCGAGAUGGCUCUGCUGGGAAACCGGGGCAUCAACCUGGUGGUCGGCAUCUUCACCAUGACAGCUACGUGGGUUGGAGGAGGAUUCAUUGUGGGAACAGCAGAGGCAGUCUACAACCCCUCCAUGGGACUGAUCUGGGCUGUCAUGCCAAUUGCAGCGACCUUGUGUUUCAUCAUUGGUGGCCUGUUCUUUGCUGAGCCGAUGAGAAACAAUAAGUAUGUCACCAUGAUGGAUCCUUUCCAGAUCAAAUAUGGAAAAGUGCCGACGGCUGCUCUGUCAAUGGCUUCACUCGUAUCAGAGGUUAUGUGGGUGACAGGAACACUCAUAGGAUUAGGUGUUACCAUGAGUGUGAUCCUGGAUUUGUCCUACACUGUGAGCAUCUGGAUCUCAGCUGCUGUGGCCAUCACCUACACACUAAUGGGAGGUCUCUACUCUGUGGCUUACACAGACAUUAUACAGCUCAUCCUCAUAUUCAUCAGCUUGUGGCUGUGUGUCCCCUUCGCCCUGAUGUGCCCCGCUGUGGUGGACAUCACCGAGACGGCUUACAACUACACCUUCCAGUCUCCGUGGGUCGGGACUCUGGAGGCAGACAGAGCCUGGAGGUGGAUCGAUAACUUUUUACUGCUGGGUUUGGGGAACUUGGGGCUUCAGAAUUUCCACCAGAGGACGCUGUCAGCCUCCUCCUCAGCUACAGCCAAGAUCACGUGUUUCACUGCUGCGUUCAUCGUUCCCACAUUAGGCAUCCCUCCCAUACUCCUCGGUGCAGUGGCUGCAUCAACAGACUGGAACUUGACCACUUAUGGUUCUCCGUCUCCAUAUGAACGUGGGGAUACGGGUCUCAUCCUGCCUAUCGUCCUGCAAUAUCUCACCCCGACCUACAUCUCUAUUAUUGGGAUCGGGGCUGUGGCAGCCGCUGUGAUGUCAUCGACUGACUCUGCCUUGCUGUCUGCAGCCUCCAUCUUCACCUCCAACAUCUACAAGAACAUCCUGAGGCCCCAGGCAUCAGAGCAGGAGAUCCAGUGGGUGAUCCGGGUGUCGGUGGUGGUGGUUGGGCUGGCCGGCACGUCUCUCACCUUCCUGGACAACAGCGUCCUGAUGAUCUGGAUGCUUCGAUCUGACCUCACCUACACCCUCAUGCUCCCUCAGCUCAUCUGCGUCCUCUUCUUCAAAGUCUCCAACGCUUACGGGGCAGUUCUGGGCUGCAUCGUGGGCGUGCUGUUGAGGGUGCUGUGUGGUGAGCCGCUGCUGGGGAUACCGCCCAUCAUCCGAUUCCCAGGAUGCGUCCUUGUAAAUGAUGUUUACAUCCAGCGUUCCCCAAUCAGAACCAUCUGCAUGCUCUCUGCUGUGGCGGCCAUCUUGUUGUUCUCCUAUCUGGCGUCUCUGCUCUUCAGCAAAGGCCUUAUUCCUGAGAAAUGGGAUGUUUUUAAAGUGAAAGCUCUGAACUCGGCACAAACACAAGGUGGCGCCAAAUCCGACACUAAAGACGAGAGCUUGAAAGAACAAAAUGAAAACGAUGAAGCGUGCGAACCAAUGUUAGAAUCAAGAUGUUAGGUAAGAGCUAUGAAUGCAAUUUAAGUAAGAAACCUCAUUUCAAAUAAGUUUUUAUAUAUUUUUAAAAUGUACAUACUGGUUCAAAAACAAAUGUAUGCAAUGUGUAAUGACACACUUAAUUAUAGUACAGUAUAUUUUGAUUUUUUGUAUACUUUUAUAUAUAGCAUAAAUGGAAAAAAAUAAAAGCUAUGCUCUUUGUUUUAAGAGCUCAGCAUUUUCUCUGCAAUUUUAUGCAGCAGUGAUACUUUCAGGCAUGGACGGAUUACUGUAUAAGACAUAGUUAGUCUUUUUAGCAACAUUUCCCUUUACUGUAACCUCAACUCCAGAGUGCUGCUGUUGGUUGAAAACUACAUCUGAACUUCAGUAUUUAGUUCAUGGAGGUGAAGGAAGGGCAGUUUAAGGUCUUCUCAAAGCUUCCACAUAUUAUACACAAUACUAUGAGACACUAUACGAAAUAUUAUUGUAAACCAUAAAAAAAAAAAAAAAAAACUUGUGGUGCAGGUUAUUCUUUCUUAAAGCAGAGUUUUUUUUCUGUUGUAAAGCAUUCUUAAAUUCAUCUGUUAACUUUAAAAUAGGUACACUAAGCAGCUAUAUUAUGUUGGAAAAAAUGUGAUCAUCAAAGUCUGCUUGCUGGUGUUGGGGAGUACUACUGCAUAUGUGAAAAAAAAAAAAAAGCUGUAUAAAACCUUUUGUGGCUCCAGAAGGAGCUGUGUGAAAUCUGCUACAUUUCCAUCCUUUUAAAAGCUGUCCAUUGUGUGUCCGAUAAUUUUAUAGGAAUGCAAUGUUAAAUCAGUGGGGUACUCUUUUAACAGCAGUAACGGUAAACAGAUUCUGACUUUGGGGGACCCUGAACCCUUCUGCCCUUUGUUCUGUGCCCAGCAGUUAAGGCAAUUUUAAAUUUGUUCGAACACUGUUUAAAGUCUUGAUUUUAGUGCAGGCUACAGCAUAUAAAACAAUUACUGGUUACAUGAAAGUAUUGUUGAAAACAAUCUCAAUGUUAAAAUAAAAACAUUUUAUUCAA